Messenger RNA from Wyeomyia smithii (pitcher-plant mosquito), 923 nucleotides. RefSeq lists its product as uncharacterized. The record is from RefSeq and is a predicted model, not a curated record. Bases 192 to 803 code for a protein of 203 amino acids. Gene Ontology annotation, molecular function: glutathione peroxidase activity. The transcript has 5 exons. Gene Ontology annotation, biological process: response to oxidative stress. NCBI's taxonomy places the organism in Eukaryota, Metazoa, Arthropoda, Insecta, Diptera, Culicidae.
AUAGGUUCGCUAAUUCGCGUUGACGGUGUUGCUGAUAUUUGUUUGGUUUUUGCAUGCAAAAAAGAAGCGAGGAAAUAGUUUUGCUUUUGUCAUCACGCACAUUUUGACAAUUGCAUAUGAGAUUUCACGUAGGCUGAUUGUUAUUAGACUGUGUAUUCACCAACACCCGUGUAGUCAAACGUCAAGAACGGAUGAAUCCGGUUGUCCUACGAAGGCUGCAAAGUGUUGUGAAAUUCGGUUAUUGCGGCUAUCAAUAUCGUUUCAAUAGACUAGAAGACUCCGCAGGGAUGGCAUCUGAAUCAACUACGGAUUACAAGAGCGCCAAAUCGGUGUACGAUUUCACCGUCAAAGAUGGUCAGGGCAACGAUAUCAGCCUGGAAAAAUAUCAAGGAAAAGUGUUAUUGAUUGUCAACAUCGCUUCGAAGUGCGGUCUCACCAAAGGAAAUUACGAAGAAUUGACCGAGUUGUCGAAAAAAUAUGCUGAGAAUGAUUUCAAAAUCCUUUCAUUUCCGUGCAACCAAUUUGGAUCACAAAUGCCGGAAAAGGACGGCGAGGAAAUGGUUUGCCAUUUGCGCAAUGCUAAUGCAGAUGUAGGAGACGUUUUCGCCAGAGUCAACGUGAACGGUGACGAUGCUGAUCCGUUAUUCAAGUACUUGAAGCACAAACAAGGCGGCAGUUUGGGUAGCUUCAUCAAGUGGAAUUUCACUAAAUUUCUUGUGAACAAAGAAGGACAGCCUGUGGCACGCUUCGCCCCUACCACGAAUCCGUUGGAUAUUGUCAAAGAUAUCGAUAAAUUACUUUAGGGUAAUUUCUGAAUCAGAUAACCAUUUAAAAAUCAAAUAUGCCCAAUGUAGAAUUUGUGUAACAUACUCACACCCAAACAUAAAGUUUGAAAAUUCUAAUAAAAUUCACGUUUCACCAAA